Messenger RNA from Sinocyclocheilus anshuiensis, 1504 nucleotides. RefSeq names its product retinoic acid receptor RXR-gamma-A. The transcript has 10 exons. The record is from RefSeq and is a predicted model, not a curated record. Gene Ontology annotation, cellular component: nucleus. Gene Ontology annotation, biological process: regulation of DNA-templated transcription. Gene Ontology annotation, molecular function: sequence-specific DNA binding; zinc ion binding; nuclear steroid receptor activity. Lineage: Eukaryota; Metazoa; Chordata; Actinopteri; Cypriniformes; Cyprinidae. Bases 134 to 1450 code for a protein of 438 amino acids.
GUGUGGGUGCUGAGGAUUGCUUUUACAAUGUUCCCACUGGUCAUCCAGGGCAUGUCACAGUCCCAGAGCCAUUUCAGUGUGAGGAACAGGUGGCAUCACAACAAAAAGACAUUUGGAAAACUACCACUCUAUCAUGCCUUUAAAAUACAGUGAGAGUUCUUCUUUGCAGGUAACACAUGGUCACCUGAGCUCUCCUCCAUCCCAGCCUCCUCUCGGCUCCAUGGUGUCCCACCAUCACCCCUCCAUCAUCAACGGUCUAGGGUCGCCAUACUCAGUCAUCACUUCUUCCUCCCUGGGCUCACCUUCAGCCUCCAUGCCCACUACCUCCAACAUGGGCUAUGGAGCGCUCAACAGUCCACAGAUGAACUCUAUGAACAGUGUUAGCAGCUCAGAAGACAUUAAACCUCCUCCAGGACUGGCAGGACUGGGCAGUUACCCCUGCAGCAGCCCGGGGUCCCUCUCCAAACACAUCUGUGCCAUCUGUGGAGACCGAUCCUCAGGGAAACAUUAUGGUGUUUACAGCUGUGAAGGAUGCAAGGGCUUCUUCAAGAGAACCAUCCGGAAAGACCUUUCGUACACGUGUCGAGACAGUAAAGACUGCCAGAUUGACAAGCGCCAGCGUAACCGCUGCCAGUACUGCCGCUAUCAGAAGUGUCUGGCCAUGGGCAUGAAGAGAGAAGCGGUGCAGGAAGAGAGGCAGCGCGGUCGGGAAAAGAGUGAUAAUGAGGUGGAGUCUAGCAGCAGCUUUAAUGAGGAAAUGCCAGUGGAGAAGAUCCUGGACGCUGAGCUUGCAGUGGAACCCAAGACUGAAGCUUACAUGGAGUCCAGCACAGGCAACUCGACAAAUGACCCAGUGACCAACAUCUGCCAGGCUGCAGACAAGCAGCUCUUUACUCUUGUUGAGUGGGCUAAGAGAAUCCCGCACUUCUCUGACCUGCCUCUGGAUGACCAGGUCAUCCUGCUGCGAGCAGGUUGGAACGAGCUGCUCAUCGCUUCAUUCUCACACCGUUCUGUGACGGUUAAAGAUGGGAUCCUUUUGGCCACUGGCCUGCAUGUCCACCGAAGCAGUGCUCACAGCGCAGGGGUCGGCUCUAUAUUUGACAGGGUAUUAACAGAGCUGGUGUCUAAGAUGAAGGACAUGCAGAUGGACAAGACGGAGCUGGGCUGUCUAAGAGCUAUCGUCCUCUUUAACCCAGAUGCUAAAGGAUUGUCAAACCCAUCAGAGGUCGAGGCAUUACGGGAAAAAGUGUACGCUUCACUGGAGGGCUACACCAAACACAACUACCCUGAUCAGCCCGGCAGGUUUGCCAAGCUGCUCCUCCGUCUGCCCGCUCUGCGCUCCAUAGGACUGAAGUGCCUGGAGCACCUGUUCUUCUUCAAACUCAUCGGAGACACACCUAUAGACACUUUCCUCAUGGAGAUGCUGGAAGCGCCGCAUCAAAUCACAUGACACAAGUCUUACUGCAUGUAAAUAUUCCCCAGCGCACACUUAACCCCAUUAUAA